AAAAAUCAUUUUUAUAGAGAGCCGUCAUAUUAAAAUGACAACUAUGCCCUCUCAGUCCGCACCCCUUAUCCGUCAAACUCACGAUCUUCGAGAUGCUUCCAGAACCCAUUUCAAUCUUUCACAAAACCCUAAAUUCUUUAAAAAAAAAAAUCCAUUCCAACAUUCAAUCCCCCAAAAACCCCAUCUCUGACGCUAAAAUCAGAUCCCUUUCCAUACCAAGUUUCACUGCAAUUAAAGUAAAAAUCAUGGGCAUAAUAAAAAGUAGUUUUUCAUUCAUCGUAGGCACUGUUUGCGGGAUUUACGUUGCCCAAAAUUACAACGUUCCCAACAUCAAGAAGCUGGCUGACAUCGCAUUCUUCAUGGCCAAGCAAGUCGAAGAGAAGUACCGCAAGCCUAAGAACAGGGACGACGAUUAGCUACUACAUACUAUGCCAUUUUCCGGAACCAAUAGAUUUAACAGGUUCAAUUUUGUUUUCUCCUCAUAAUUAUGGGAAGGAAUAAUGUUGAAUUUGGGUUCUAGGCUCAUGUUCAUUGUGAUUUUGGGACUAUAUUGAUUUUGGGUUGUUCAUUGUUGAGGGAAGGAAUGCAACAGGACUCAAAAAAAACCUUCGAACCCGCUGUUAUUAACUCGGGCGUUUGUUCUUUUCACAUAUUGAGAAAUCACAACUUACCAUUAACUUGGCUUCAGGUUAUGCAUAGGUUACUAUUUUGUUGAAUGAUGGAGGUAUCUUGAGUUGUUAGUAGUAUUAAAUUAGUUAGAUUUUACUCCAUAGUCAGUGAUCAUACUUUUCAAUUAGCAACAGGUGGUGAGUUUUUCAAUGGUUAUGAAUUUUGGAGUGCAUGAUAUUUACACUCGGCUGCAAUGCAGCUGCCAGGUAAGGUUAACCCUUUUGACUCAGUAUUUAUUAACCCUUUAAGUUUCUGAGAUGGAUUUUUCUUCUAGGCAUUGCUUUAAUUGCAGGAAGAUUCUUACCUUCUUAACUUUAUUUGAUGUUAAUGGUGGGUGUGUUUCUUACGCCAGCAGCUUGGUGGUUAAUCCUGCAUCUUAAUAUGGCUUCCAAUUUUUGUUUUGUAAAGUUUUAGAUUAAGCUGAUUGCUUAUCCUUGAAAUCUGGUUUCAAGUGAAUUAUGGUGUGGAAUAGGUUGCAUGUUGUUCCUUGGUUUGGAGUUCUUUUCUUGGUGCCUUGCUCACCCAAUGCUCUCCUAGUCCUAAGUUAUCUGCCAUAAAGGUCAAGUACAGCUUCCAAGCUGAAGUGGCCAUAUGUUGUAGGGAAGCAGUUAUAUUAUUCACUGCCAGCAUUUUACUGCGCCCUAUAGGUCAACUAUAGCUUCCAAGCUUUGUUCCGGCCAUAUUCACCGUUUACAGAAACACGGGUGGUAUUGCUUCUAUUUUAUACAGUGUCCUGUGUCCCCAUCGCGUAAUGGCUUUCAAGUUAUGUGUAUGUUUCUUCCAUGAGGCGUAAGCAUUGGUCAAUUUGAUAGCUACUUGAAUCUUUCUUCUGCGUCACAAAUAACAUUUUAGUCAUACUCAUCCUAAUCUGUUUGUAAUGAAAUAUUUGCUGAAAAUUUUUUUAAUCAAACAGAAUUUAUUUAUUUAGUUUCAUUUUUCAAGGAAUACAUCAAAGUUCAUCGGGUAAUUUGUAAAUUUGUAAGAUUACAAGUGGAAUAGUCCUGUGUAUCUUUACUGGGCCUUUAAGAUUCAUGCAGUAGUUGAUCAAUUCCAAAUUUCCUACACUCUUUGGGCUUCAGAUGUUGUCUCCUUUUUUGCCAGUUUCUUUUCAUUCGGUUCCACAGGCGGCCCAGGAAAUGAGACAUAUUAUAAAUCCAUUAAAAGCAAAUGUUUGGGAUAUCUAC
This is a messenger RNA of Durio zibethinus, 1853 nucleotides long. Lineage: Eukaryota; Viridiplantae; Streptophyta; Magnoliopsida; Malvales; Malvaceae. The record is from RefSeq and is a predicted model, not a curated record.